AGCAAGAGAAGAAGAAGAAGAAGAAGAAGAAGAAGAAGAAGAAAAUCAGGACUCUUCUCUUCCCUUCCCUAACGGGUGGCGGAUCACAGCUGUUUGUCUGACUGAACAAUAUCAUGCUUGUGACCAACCCGCGCCUUUUUUAAUUAAAGUACCCAAUUGAACUUUCACAGAGACUCCAUUUAGUCUCCUUUUAAAGCUUCUCUCCUGGACGGGAGAAUGACGAACACAGUUUACAAUCGCCUAUGGUAGAAUCACCUUUGAAGUAGAGGAAUAAAUCAGGCUCAAGGACUAAACAGUUCAUCGUCUCUGUCUCCACUAUUCCUCUCCGAGUGCAGCGUAUGAAGAAGCUGCCAUCCUAAACCUCAACAACUUACGUCGACUGUUUGGAUAACUAUUAUUUUCGUUUGUAUUAUUUAUCUCACAGUUUGAGUUUACUUCAGUUUGAGGUGUCUUUGUAAAACAGAUUCACACAGAAAGAUGCCCCCCCUCAAUAAAAAACCUAGGGUGGAGGACAGUCCGGAGAGCAAGCCAGCAGUUCUGCGGUUCCCACAGAAAAACGAGAAAACAGGUCCAGAUUACCUGAAAGAGGUUUUAGAUUGUGUGUCCAAAGAGAGACACAAGACAUUUGACUUAAAAAAAACAGCUGUCGCCACAUUGAAGGUAGGACUCCUGGAAGACACCAUUUACAGUGAGGAGCCUAAGGUAGUGAAUGGAUGGGGGAAAUUCUAUCUUCCUAAGAAAGUAAGCAUGCAGGUUGUAGGUGUAGUGGAGGGGACCUCCUGCCCAUGGGACCAGCUCGUUCUAAUGAUCUGUGAGGAUGAAAAGCUGUAUGCCUACGAUGGAGAGGAGCUACAUUUGGUGGCUUCAAGCCCGAAGCAGCUAGAUGAAGAGGGAAUAAGCUAUCCAGGAUCCAAGACAUACUACGAAGGGGAGGCCUUCAAAGACAUGACCAAUGAGGACUGGGGAAAAGUGCGGAACAGCCCUACGGGGAGGAAGCUGGAUCAAGAACAUCUUAAACUAGUGCUGGAAUACAAGGACAAAUCUAUGGAAUAUCUCAAAGCCACCCUCGCAAUAAAAGAAUGCCCCUCCCAGAAGCCCGUGGCAAGUCCCCAGGUCCUUGUGUCCGGGUGACGUUACUUGUGCCCAAAAAUACUAUUCUUCUUAUUUGAUUUAAUUUUCUUUUAUAUUCUGUUUCUGUGGUUAUGUACUGUACUGUGGGCAGGGCCGUUUCUAGCUUUUUUUGGGGCAAGAUGCUGUUUGGGGGCCCUAGUUUUUACAGUUUUUUAACUACAAUGGGGGGGGAUUCCGAAGCCUUACAUCAAUCUGUUACACUUUAAUAAGAAUACAGGCUAAUUUCACAAAAACCAAGUAAUUGCAAAUUACAAAAAAUGAUAUUAAAAACAAUAAGGCUAAUCUAUGUCAAUAAAUGCAAGAGAUGCAGCAUUUUCUUAACAAUGUUUAAUUUAGAUUUCUCAUCUUCCUCAGACGUCACUCAUUGGCUGACAACCCAACGAUGAUUUGGACUUUAUUACCCCAAAAACACAAGCCACAGCUUUGCUAUCAUUGCAGUUUAGUUGUGUUUAUAUCCUACAUUGGAUUUGUAAACAUAUAAUGCUUCACCGAACACAGGAGGGGGCUUGGCUGUCUACAAAUAAAGACGGCUCAUUUUAAUUCUCCCCAAAUAUAUUUAGGCUGAACCUGAACUUUGAAUUCUCUGCUCCCAUCAUAAUCUUGGCGAUCUUGUUAAAAUUGUGAAUGCAGAAUUAGAAAUACUAUGUAACUGGUUUGCAGUUAAUAAAUUAUCCCUUAAUGUGGCCAAAACAAAUUACAUGUUAUUCAAUACAAAGUCUGAGAGUAGAAAUGACUGCAUUAUACGGGUUUGCAAUACCGAGAUAGAAAAGGUUGGUGCAUGUACAUUUUUAGGACUGCUUGUUGACGAAAAACUCAAUUGGAAGCAGCAUCAUAAAUUAUGUACAG
Messenger RNA from Notothenia coriiceps (black rockcod), 1977 nucleotides. RefSeq lists its product as uncharacterized. Lineage: Eukaryota; Metazoa; Chordata; Actinopteri; Perciformes; Nototheniidae. The coding region runs from base 478 to 1131 and encodes 217 amino acids. The record is from RefSeq and is a predicted model, not a curated record. The transcript is spliced from 7 exons.